AUGGAGAUGGACGCCGAAGUGCAGGCGCUGCUGAAUGCGACAAGCGGAGGCGGUACUGGGGGCGGCUGGUGCCCGCAUUCCUGGGACCGACUGCUCUGUUGGCCACCAACCAAGGCCAACACUGCCGCCGUCCUGCCGUGCUUCGCCGAACUCAAUGGCAUCCCCUACGACACUUCUCAGAACGCGUCGCGGUGGUGCCACGCGAACGGCACGUGGGACGGCUACAGCAACUACUCGCUGUGCCGCGACCUCAGCCAGCUGCCGGCCGCGGACCGCGUCGAGGUGGCGACGGCGCUCUACUACGCCGGCUACACGCUGUCGCUCGUCGCGCUCUCCGUCGCCGUCUGCAUCUUCCUCUACUUCAAGGACCUCCGGUGCCUGAGAAAUACCAUCCACACCAACCUCAUGUUCACCUACAUGCUCGCCGACUUCAUGUGGAUCGUCACCACCACUCUACAGGUGCUCGUGCAGACAGACGCCUCCUCGUGCGUCAUUCUGAUGCUGCUACUGCACUACUUCCACCUCACGAAUUUCUUUUGGAUGUUCGUUGAAGGUCUGUACCUGUAUAUUUUGGUGGUGGAGACAUUUACGGGGAAAAAUAUACAACUCAGCGCCUACGUAAUAAUUGGCUGGGGCGCUCCUGCCGUGUUCGUAUUGCUCUGGGGGAUUGUCAAGAGCUUUGCACCAAGAGCGACGGAGCAGCAGGUGCACAGCACGGAGUCUCUGCUGCGACACUGCCCGUGGAUGAGCCCAGACAGCUACGACUGGAUCUACCAGGCGCCGGCCAUCGUCGUGCUGGCGCUCAACCUCGUCUUCCUCGUCAUGAUCAUGUGGGUGCUGAUCACGAAGCUGCGCUCGGCCAACACGGUGGAGACUCAGCAGUACCGCAAGGCGACCAAAGCGCUGCUGGUGCUGAUCCCGCUGCUGGGCAUCACCUACAUCCUCAUGAUCGCCGGGCCCACAGAGGGCUUCUCCGCCGAAAUCUACCUCUACCUCAGGGCCGUGCUGCUCUCCACACAGGGCUUCACGGUGGCGCUGUUCUACUGCUUCCUGAACUCGGAGGUGCAGAACACUGUGCGGCACCACCUGGAGCGCUGGAAGACGGCGCGCACGGUGGGCGGCUCCAGGCGCUACACGCGCAACUACAGCCGUGACUGGUCGCCGCGCUCGAGGACUGAGAGCAUCCGGUAA
Schistocerca cancellata (South American locust) is the source of this 1191-nucleotide messenger RNA. RefSeq names its product diuretic hormone receptor-like. Gene Ontology annotation, molecular function: G protein-coupled peptide receptor activity; peptide hormone binding; diuretic hormone receptor activity. Bases 1 to 1191 code for a protein of 396 amino acids. NCBI's taxonomy places the organism in Eukaryota, Metazoa, Arthropoda, Insecta, Orthoptera, Acrididae. The transcript is spliced from 10 exons. The record is from RefSeq and is a predicted model, not a curated record. Gene Ontology annotation, biological process: cell surface receptor signaling pathway; adenylate cyclase-modulating G protein-coupled receptor signaling pathway. Gene Ontology annotation, cellular component: plasma membrane.